AUGCAACCAAGUAUGAAGAACGACAUUAGUGCGCAGCUGGGUAUCUUGUCUCCUUUGUCUUCGCUUUCCUCCACCUCAUCAUCAUUGUCAUCAAGGAAGUCUUCACUGGUCUCACAUUCACCUUCAAUCGCGUCCUUUAUUAGUGCAAAUACUGCUCUGCGGAGUAGCAGCCUUGGCAAUAACACUAGUGUAAGACAUCGUUUGCUCAGGGAUGAGGAAGCGCUGACGAACCGCCUGAAUGGUCUCAUUGAAAGUGCUCAGUGUUGCAGUACUAGGGCGCUGGAAGAGGGUGUGGAUGAAGUGGAAGAGAGUGAGUUUGGAGAUGAAGAUCAUCCCACUGGUCUACAGGAGUUACCGCCGCUCGUUAUCCUGGAGGGUUUCCUCUCCUUCGUCCCCCGUCUUUUUUGGGGUGGAUUUGACAAGUAUUUCCAUGCUUAUCGAGACUCAUUGGGUAAGAAACGCCAUCGAAAGCUCAUCAUUGCAAGAGUAGGCCCUGUCUCCUCCUUGCACGACAGAGCCUGCGAACUUUUCUACUCCAUCAAAGGUGGGACGGUCGACUAUGGCGAAGCACACUCUCGAUCUUCGCAUCACACUCGAUAUGGCCGGCAUUACGCCACGGGGGCAUACCCAGCCUGGUCAAAGUGGAACCCUGUUCAUUUUGCCACGCAUUCGUUGGGGGGAACGACGGUGGCUGUUAUGCUACAGUUGAUGAAGGAGGGGCAUUUCGGAUUUGAAGAUGGCAUUCAUCCCGAUAUGGUGGCAAGCUUUUCGGCUGUUUCAGCUCCGUUUAAGGGGACAGGGAUUGUACAUGUUUUUGGCAAGGACGGGAAGGGCGCACUCAGCAGCAUUUAUUUGUUUAUUUCAUUUUGGAUGUUUCUACGGCAAAUGUGGAGGAGCGAUUGGGAGCACAACACUGAUUCGUAUACUUUUGAUUCGAGGUUCGAAGGAGCAGUCGGGAGGGAGCAGUUUUGGAACAGGAGAGAAAAGGUGGCACCGGCAACGUACUUCCGGUCCUAUGUUGCUUGCAUGACGCGCCGAGCCAACCCCGAAGCGACGCGUCAUGUCAUUUCAUGGAAGUCGCAUGUGCUGGAGUCAAUAAUCUAUUAUUGCUUUGCGCAGCUGUUGGGAAAUUUGGAUUACCAGUCUAUUCGAACCCUUCCGUCGUUUCUGAAACCUCAAGUCCAAUUUCCACCGUCUCGUGCCAAUGGGAUGAGAGUAAGCAGUGGUCGUUGUCUUGGUGGAGGGAGUGGUGGACUGGGGAAUAGCAAGGAGUUGGGCAGGAGUGAGAUGAUGUUGGGACAUGCGCUAAAUGGGGCUGCGGGUGGCAGUAGUAUGGUGGAGGAAGGUACAGGGGAUGACUUGGCAAGUCAGAGCCAAUACGGGAGGACGGGUGUGAAGGUUGACCUUCCGGAGGAUUAUUAUGCCAGUGAUGGGCUAGUGCCUCUCUUUAGUCAAUACCACCCAGGCGAUUGCUCACCCACCUACUGCAUUCACCAUUCAUCCAUCCAAAACCCUCAUACAGGCCCGGGCCCGUUCCAUUUUGGGCUUUCCAACCCUUCCUCCACCAUGCAACCGAAACCGAAACCGGGUAUUUGGAAUGUCUGUUAUAUGCAGAAUACAACACAUUUGAGUAUAAUGCCACUUUGGAGAGGUUCGAGGUUGCAGAGGGCGUUCUGGUCUGAGUUGGGAGAGUGGCUCGAGGUUGUGGAUGAGGCAAGGAGGGAGAGGGACGUGGAGAGAAAACGGAAAGAAAGCGCCUGGUGUUGCAAUGUGCGACCUUCUGUGGCCCCUCUAAGCAAUGGCACCUGUAUCCGCUCCCACUCCCUGCCUCUCGAAGCCCGGUAA
Messenger RNA from Cantharellus anzutake, 1845 nucleotides. RefSeq lists its product as uncharacterized. The transcript has 6 exons. The record is from RefSeq and is a predicted model, not a curated record. Bases 1 to 1845 code for a protein of 614 amino acids. NCBI's taxonomy places the organism in Eukaryota, Fungi, Basidiomycota, Agaricomycetes, Cantharellales, Hydnaceae.